Molecule: messenger RNA, 2430 nt
Organism: Phoenix dactylifera (date palm)
Lineage: Eukaryota; Viridiplantae; Streptophyta; Magnoliopsida; Arecales; Arecaceae
Gene: OVA1
Product: methionyl-tRNA synthetase / methionine-tRNA ligase / MetRS (cpMetRS)
Biological process (GO): methionyl-tRNA aminoacylation
Cellular component (GO): mitochondrion; chloroplast stroma
Molecular function (GO): methionine-tRNA ligase activity; ATP binding
Source: RefSeq, a predicted model, not a curated record
CAGCAAAAGUGAAGUCCCUGCACUCAGGCAACCCAAUGUGACGGGCUUCCGGAGCGUUAUCCCAUCCCCUUCUAGGCCGCCAUUAGCGGUAGGGCUUCUGGUUGGUCCACCGGAGAUCUUGAUAGCCAGUGCGCGGGAGCGACCGAGCGAGGGAUCUCUCCAUGGCCGGACGAGCUUUGCUCUCCUCUCAGAACGGCCUUUACGCCGUCGCUCCGCUCUCUUCCAUCGGCGGCCGGAGCAACGGCUUCACGGCUUCGCUGCCCCUCCUCCGCCGAUGCCCUGCGGCGCCCAUCCCGUCGUCCACUCGCUGCCGGAGCCACCUCCGGACCGAGGCGGAGGAGCUGAAGAAACCCCCAAAGGUGGAGCCUUUCGUCAUCACUACCCCUCUUUACUACGUGAACGCUCCUCCCCACAUGGGCAGCGCCUAUACCACCAUCGCCGCCGAUGCCAUCGCCCGGUUUCAGAGGCUGCAAGAGAAGAAGGUUAUAUUCAUCACAGGGACGGAUGAGCAUGGAGAGAAAAUUGCUUCAGCUGCAGAGACUAGUGGCAAGAGUCCUAGCGAGCACUGCGAUACUGUUUCGCAUGCUUUCCGGAUGCUGUGGAAAGAACUAGACAUAGCAUAUGACAAAUUCAUUCGAACUACUGAUUCAAGGCAUGAAGCUGUUGUGAAGGAGUUCUAUUCUAGAGUGCUCAAUAAUGGCGAUAUAUACCGAGCUGACUAUGAGGGGCUCUACUGUGUGAACUGCGAAGAGUACAAGGAUGAGAAAGAAUUGCUUGAAAACAAUUGCUGCCCCAUGCACUUAAAGCCUUGUGUACGACGAAAGGAGGAUAACUACUUUUUUUCUCUAUCGAAGUAUCAGCGAAGGCUGGAAGAGUUUUUAUUGCAGAAUCCAGAUUUUGUGAAACCUCCAUUUCGCUUGAAUGAGGUGCAAAGCUGGAUUAAGAGUGGGCUGAGAGAUUUCUCUAUAUCCCGCUCGUCUGUGGACUGGGGCAUAACUGUGCCAAAUGACAGUAGACAAACUGUUUAUGUCUGGUUUGAUGCUUUAUUGGGGUAUAUUUCAGCAUUAUUAGAGGAUGGAGAGAAACCAGGUUUACAACAAGCUGUUAGUUCUGGAUGGCCUGCUUCAUUACACUUAAUAGGAAAGGACAUCUUGCGAUUUCAUGCAGUUUAUUGGCCAGCAAUGUUAAUGUCAGCGGGAUUAAGUCUUCCAAGCAUGGUCUUUGGUCAUGGAUUUUUGACGAAGGAUGGUAUGAAGAUGGGGAAAUCAUUGGGCAAUACUCUUGAACCAAAGGAUCUGGUGGGUAGAUUUGGAGCUGAUGCUGUCAGGUACUUUUUCUUGCGAGAAGUGGAAUUUGGGAAUGAUGGGGACUAUUCAGAGGACCGUUUCAUAAAUAUAGUCAAUGCACAUCUUGCGAAUACAAUUGGAAACCUUCUCAACCGCACCCUUGGACUUUUGAAGAAGAACUGCCAGUCCAUGUUGGCUUUUGAUUCUGGCAUUGCAGCGGAAGGAAAUCCAUUCAAAGAUACUGUAGAGAAGUUGGUGGAGAAGGUGCGAUACCAUUAUGAGAAUCUCUCUUUAUCAUCUGCUUGCGAAUCUGUGUUAGAUAUUGGUACUGCUGGUAAUUCAUAUAUGGAUGAACGUGCUCCAUGGUCUGGUUUUAAGCAAGGGGGUGCUAGUUCUGAAAUAGCUGCAAAGGACCUUGUAAUUAUAUUGGAGGCAAUGAGGAUUAUAGCAAUUGCUUUGUUUCCAAUCACUCCAAGACUAUCUUUGAGGAUAUAUAUGCAACUUGGGUUUUCAAAGGAUCAGUUUGAAGCAGUGACCUGGAGUGAUACCAAAUGGGGAGGGAUGAAAGCAGGUCAGAUAAUGGCAGAUCCUAAGCCAGUGUUUGCAAGGAUUGAAAGUAGAAAGGAAGGAGAAGAUGAGGUGGUUCAGAAGUUGGUCAAGGAUAAGAAGAAAACUUCUCGUAGUCAAGGGCUUGUACAGGCUUAACAGCAAUAUUCGGCACUUUCUGCUAUACCUGGGAGGCUUUUGGUCGAUGCGGAGAAGGCACAUGAUUGACAGGGUUUGCUUGAAUGCGAUUGCCACGGGUUGAGCAGUCCCGAGGCCUUGUGUCGAGCUCUGUAGCUAAUUAUGUGACGGUUGCCUCCAACUCCUAGUGAUUCUUUUAUAGAACUUGGUGGUGAUAAUGUGCAAAAUUGUUUCCCAAGUUCUAUUUCCACAAUCUUCAGCAUCUCAUAAGGCAGUUAAAAACCUGUUGAACUUGGAGGAAACAGGAGAACCCUCUUCAUUUAUUUUUACAAGUGUUUGUGGUUUAUUUAAUGUAUGGUAAUCCUUGUGUUCCAAGAAUACAAACAAAUGUCUGAACUUCCCCAUAUUAGUUGCUUUGCCAUGAAAUAUAAAAGCAUACUCACACCUACCAGAAUGGUUU